CAACUAAACAAGGCCCUAGAUUCACAAACUUUCUUGUUUGAGUCGUUAGCUGCCUGGAUGCUUUAAAAUUUGAACGCCAGUGAGCCCAAAGAGAAGCCAAAGCUAGCUGUAGCGUCCAGGCUGAUGGCAGAAGCGCUCUCCUCCACCACGGGGAACUGGAGAGCAGAUACAGUAAUCCCGCUCAACGGUCACUCCCGCUAUGUACUUAAACCUCCCCCACGCGCCACGCCGUCCCCCUACUCUGCUCAGCUCAACGCCACCUCACUCGCUCGAUCACUGUCGCAAGCACAGAGAACAAGCACACCGCGCCACACGAGUCACAAAGGCAAAUGGCGUCGGCCGCCGGCAACUCGAGCCUGCGGAGCGGCUGCUCCCUCCCCAACCUCCUCGUCUGGCUUCUCAACCUCUCCCUCCUCGCCCUCGCCGCCGCGGCGCUCGGCCCGGUCCUCCUCCUCCGCCCGCGCCCGACGCCCUUCGGCUGGGCGCUCGUCUCCGUGCACGCCGCCACCCUGCUCUCCGCGCUCGCCGCGCUGUCCGGCCACGCGCUGGCGUCCGCGGCCUUCCUCCUCCGCCGCGACCGUACCCUCGCGCUCCUCGGGUCCGCCAGGGACCGCCGGGAGCAGCUCGUGCUGACGUUCCUCGAGGAGGUGCUGCUGCUGGGCAUGCUCCUGGCGCAGGCCGUGGCGCUGGCGGCCGCGUGCGUGGUGAGCCGGCGGUGGAAGCGGGAGUACCAGGCGGCCGAGACGGAGAAGGCGGCCGUCGCGAGGAAGAGGGGGAGGAAGAUGGCGCGGGUGCAGGCGGAGUCGGCGGCGGCAGCGGAGGCAGGGGUGAAGGCCGUCGACGAGAAGGUGAUGAGGAGCAGCAGUGGCAAGAAGGUGCAUUGGGCCAACAACGACGGAUUCGAAGAGUGCUAGAGAAACAAGGCAAUUGGACGCAAGAAAGUAGAAGGAUCAGUGAUAAUCUCAUGUGUUAUUGUUCACAGAUAUGAUGGCCAUUAUAGUGUGGCCAGAUGCAACUAGAGUUGCUAUUUGUUCUUUGGGGUUACUAUAUGUACUAGUAUGAGAGAGUAGUUCUGUUUA
Messenger RNA from Setaria italica (foxtail millet), 1079 nucleotides. RefSeq lists its product as uncharacterized. The transcript has a single exon. The record is from RefSeq and is a predicted model, not a curated record. The coding region runs from base 330 to 914 and encodes 194 amino acids. NCBI's taxonomy places the organism in Eukaryota, Viridiplantae, Streptophyta, Magnoliopsida, Poales, Poaceae.